Molecule: messenger RNA, 327 nt
Organism: Limanda limanda (common dab)
Lineage: Eukaryota; Metazoa; Chordata; Actinopteri; Pleuronectiformes; Pleuronectidae
Product: repetin-like
Exons: 2
Coding region: 1-327 (108 amino acids)
Molecular function (GO): calcium ion binding; transition metal ion binding
Source: RefSeq, a predicted model, not a curated record
AUGGCUCGUCUGGAUCACGUCAUCACAAACAUUGUGGAUAUAUUCCUGGAGUACGCCGAAGAUGAGGGCAAGAAGCGUAAGUUAAACAAGGAGGAAUUAAAGAAAGUGUUGCAGCAAGAAAUACAAAGUCCUGAGUUGAAAGGUUCAAUCAAUGCAGAUGAUAUUGAGGAAGCCAUUCAGAUGCUGGACAAAAACCAUGACGGUGUCAACUUCCGGGAGUUUUGUCGGUGUGUGUCGUACCUGGCCAAGUGCCACUACAAAAAGAAAAAAGGCAAGGGAGGCAAAAAAGGCAAGGGUAAAGAACAGGAACGUGACCAAGAAGACUGA